AUGGCUUCUUCUGAUAUCCAUGUGAAAGAACUAGAGAAGCAUGCCUCGGGACAGGCAUCUAAGCUGACACUUAGUCCUUGUUCAAAAGAAGCAGUCCCCGAAUUUCCCCUUUCCCCUCCAAAGAAGAAAGAUCUUUCACUAGAAGAAAUUCAGAAUAAACUAGAAGCUGCAGAAGAAAGACACGAGUCUCAUGAAGCUGAAGUCUUGAAUCAUCUAGCUGAGAAGUGGGAGCAUGAGAAGGAGAUGGUUCAGAAAGCAAUUGAAGAAAACAACAAUUUCAGUAAAAUGGCAGAAGAAAAACUGACCCACAAAAUGGAAGCUAACAAAGAGAACCAGGAGACACAAAUGGCUACUAAGCUGGAGAGUUUGCAGGAGAAGGAUAAGCACAUGGAGGAAUUGUGGAAGAACAGAGAGUCCAAAGACCCUGCUGAUGAGAAUGGAGCUGACUAG
This is a messenger RNA of Dromiciops gliroides (monito del monte), 450 nucleotides long. RefSeq names its product stathmin-like. The record is from RefSeq and is a predicted model, not a curated record. Bases 1 to 450 code for a protein of 149 amino acids. Gene Ontology annotation, cellular component: neuron projection; cytoplasm. Gene Ontology annotation, molecular function: tubulin binding. Gene Ontology annotation, biological process: microtubule depolymerization; regulation of microtubule polymerization or depolymerization; neuron projection development. The transcript has a single exon. NCBI's taxonomy places the organism in Eukaryota, Metazoa, Chordata, Mammalia, Microbiotheria, Microbiotheriidae.